AUGGAUGCUCUUGCAAUAACUACACUCUGCCUGAGGGUGUCAUUUUCCUUAGACAAUCGCGUUGGGUACAUUCCUUUAUGGGAUGACGAUCCGGCUUACAUUGCCGAGCAAGAUAGAGAGAAGAAGGCUGGCAUGCCCCAAUGUCGAUGUUCCAACUGUUCCCCUGCGAAGGCUGAAAACUUGAUCCAAUCGCUCUCUGUAGCAAACAAUGAGAAUUUUGAUGACAUAUUGAAUGACAACUUCUCACUUCCAAAUAUCUACAACAUCAAAUACAAAUACCCCCAAAAGGCGGCAAUGGUGAAGAAACGGAAGUUCACUGAGGAAGAUGAGGCGGAGAUAAACGAGUUUGCGACUCUGCUCAUGUCGGACUUCCACUAUCAUUACAACACAAACAUCCGACCAGGUGGAUCGACUCAGGGCUCUGACAUCUUCGACAAGGAUGAUUGUAAGGCAAUUCUUGCCCAGUUGGAUACGAUUACAAACUCCCUCGAACUCAAACGACUCAUUGGAGGAGAUUGCUUUCUUGGACAGUCGGCUUGGUUGUUUGCCUGGCUUUCAAAUUACCGGUUGUCAAAUGUGAAUAAUUGCUCAACUACAAAGACACCCUUGAUCUCUCAGAAGCCCAAGCGACCUUGUGGGCCAGCUAAAUCUGGUUCCAUCCGUAACCCCUGCUCAGCCAAGCAACUCGGGGUUCCAAGGCCACCAACCAAGAAGGAGCUGGCAGCUCAGGAGAGCAGGAAAAGGUCUCUCGCUCGACAAGAGGCAAAGAAGAAGGAGGACGAGUUGAAUCAGAGGCGAAGAGAGCAAGUCCAACAGAUCAUGGCUGCGUCUCGUGAGGCACAUUGUAUAGCGCAAGGGACCUCAACUAGAUGA
Messenger RNA from Puccinia graminis f. sp. tritici CRL 75-36-700-3, 873 nucleotides. RefSeq lists its product as uncharacterized. The transcript has 2 exons. The record is from RefSeq and is a predicted model, not a curated record. The coding region runs from base 1 to 873 and encodes 290 amino acids. Lineage: Eukaryota; Fungi; Basidiomycota; Pucciniomycetes; Pucciniales; Pucciniaceae.